AUUUUGAAAACUUGAAACCCCACGACACCAAGCCACAAAGCCUCUCUCAAGUCUCAAGUCUCAACUCCCUUUUCUCUCUCUAAGCAUGGCCAAACUACCUCUAAGUUUAGCGUCAACUAGACCUUACAAAACCAAAGACUAUUCUCAACAACCAAAUGGGAUCUCCUUCUGGGCCUUUCUGGUGUCCAUUUUCAUUUACAUUUCUAUUUUCUAUGUCUUCAACCUCUCUCCUUCCACUCUCUUUACCACUCCCAGGUUCUGGUUCUUCAUUUCCAACACCCUCAUCCUUAUCAUAGCAGCGGAUUCCGGCGCUUUCUCCUCCUCCCCAAAAGAAAACCACCAAGAUUUCUAUGAUGAAUACUUGGCAAAUAGUCGAGCAAGGAACUCUCCAUCCGUUGAGGUCGUCGUUGAGAAAAGCAUUACACCAGUACAGGAGGUUGAGAAUUUGGUAGAGAACAAGGUGGUUGUCCAUGAAACUAAAUUAGAACUAAAAAAUGAUCUUGAAAAGCCUAGUGAAUCCACCCCAGAAGAUACCAGUGAAGCUUACCAUGACAAGAAGAUCGAAGCAAGAACAAUUCAGCGUAGCAAGUCUGAUAAGGCGAUAUCGGUGAAGGCGAAAGAUGAGGAGAACAAGACUGUCCUCCGCAGGUCGGAGACUGAGAAGCUGCGACCAAGUGCCGAGGAAAAUGAGUUUCUGAGUAUGUCAGAUGAAGAACUGAAUAGAAGGAUCGAGGAGUUCAUUCAGAAAUUUAACAGGCAAAUUCGGGCUUCAAGGGAUCAGUACUAGAAACCUGGAACCAUAUUUUCGAAGUAAAUUUGAGGGCUUCAAAACAUUUCGCUGUUUUGUUUUGUAUGCUUCUGUCUUUGUUUCUCUUGUAAAAGUUUCGAACUUUUGUAAGGACCGCUAUGGCGCUAUGUCUAUAUCAAAAAAAAUUUCCUUCUAUGCUUAAAA
Molecule: messenger RNA, 952 nt
Organism: Vitis vinifera (wine grape)
Lineage: Eukaryota; Viridiplantae; Streptophyta; Magnoliopsida; Vitales; Vitaceae
Exons: 1
Coding region: 86-787 (233 amino acids)
Source: RefSeq, a predicted model, not a curated record